Messenger RNA from Pogonomyrmex barbatus (red harvester ant), 4036 nucleotides. RefSeq names its product microtubule-associated protein tau (gene tau). Gene Ontology annotation, molecular function: microtubule binding. The record is from RefSeq and is a predicted model, not a curated record. Gene Ontology annotation, cellular component: neuron projection. Gene Ontology annotation, biological process: neuron projection development; microtubule cytoskeleton organization. Lineage: Eukaryota; Metazoa; Arthropoda; Insecta; Hymenoptera; Formicidae.
UGAAAAUAUUUAUUGUUAGCUCGCUUUUGGUACAAAAUGUAUUUUCUUCUGGCACAUCUGCGCGUAUCUUCUUCGUCACUUUUAUCACGCGCAUACAUUGUAUGCAGUGUCCAGUAGUACAAGAAACGUAAUGAGGUAGUCCUCGUCUGACACGCUGCGACAUUCAUUCACUACGUAGCGGCAUUGAUGUCGACCGCUUGUUCGUAAACUUUUACAAAAACUCGUUGGUCACAUGUUUACGCAACAGGUUUACGGGGAACCGUAUUGUCCAAGGCGACGUUGAGGUAUACCCCAUAAGUGUAUACAAAAGAAAUCGAUAUGGACUCGCAGCAAACCGCGAACAGUGUGGCCGAACCUACUUCGGGCCACGGAGAAACUAUGGUGAAGCCAAACGCUUCUUUACCGCCACAAGGAUUUCAGGUGCGACCGCAAGGUCCACCUCCGUCUCCUAGAAAUUCGAUAAAUAACGGUCCUGUAGGCGCACCUCGACCGGGACCGCCAUUACGACGAUUGGACAGUCGUUCGUCUCUAGGUCCACCGCCGACCUCGGGUCAAUUUGUGCAGCUUCGACCUUACGGCCCACCGAGACCACCAGGGAGCUCUUUCUCCCCAAGGUCACCGCAGCCCGGCCAGCUGCCUCCGCAAAAUCCGCUGUUACCCCCGAAUCAACGCUUCCCGUAUUCCCCGGGGAUCCGAGGUCCCUCGCCGCAAGGGGCGAGUGGUCAACAACGGCCACCCUUCGUUAUUAACCAACAGGCAUAUCAGGCACAGCAGCAGCAGCAGCAGCAGCAGCAACAGCAGCGAAGUGGCAACGACCCGCGGUUUCAGAGACCGGAUAUCGCGCCACCCCAAAACGGUCCCCGGCGAUCCAGCCAAGAAUCCGUUUUCCCGCGGCAGUUAUUGAGAAAUGACUCGUCACUGAGUCUGCAGAGGCAGCAUCUUUUAUCUAACGAGGAGAUCAAGCAACCGACACGACCGCGUAUUGUCAUUGAGAAGAUGGCGGACAUUAAUGAGACUAACCUUGAUAAACCGGAGGGUUACCUGCAGAGGAAGAAUGACGAGAACGACGACGACGAUGACGUCGUGAUGGAUAACGAGAAGUCACCGCGACACAAUGGCGAGGAUGCUCCUGAGGGAUUGGUGAACGGGUCUAAAUCACCCUUAACCCCGAGGAAAGUCGACGACAGUAGACCCGCGAGUCGACCGGGAACGGCUACUAUUGAGGAUAAAGCAGAAAAAAUGGAUGACAAACGAGACGCACCGUCAAGACCAAUUUCUGCUAAUAUUGAUGAUACGGCGACGCUCAUUUCUCAAAGCAGACCAUCUUCCGCGGUAAAUAACGAUAAGGAAGAAAAAAAGGAGGAGUCACUCGAUAGCAGACCGCCCUCGAGCAAAGAGAUUAAUGCCGCGUCGAUGUCCGAAGAAAUAAAAAAGCCCAGCAGUCCACAUGAUGAUACAUUUGAAGGUACCGAACAGAGCUUGAAAACUCCAUCGAAGUCUUCAGAGCAUUCGCGAUCCGCCACUCCGUCUCAUCUGGACGCGGAACAGGACAAGAAUUCGGACAGAUCGCGUUCCAGCACUCCAGCCCGACUGGAACCGUCUGAUAACGCGGAACAAGAAUCGAAGACUCCGGUCAAGACUCCAGAUAAGUCGCGUUCGAAUACUCCAGCCAGUCUGGAAGCAUCUGGAAACGCGGAACAGGAAUCGAGAACGCCGGAGUUGAAAACGCCGGAUAAAUCACGCGCGAGUACCCCGACCUCGCAAUUGGCGCCGUCUCCGGAUGCGGAGAGAGAGUCGGAGACCGCGGCGAGAACGCCCAACAGGUCACGUUCGAGCACACCUCGAGCCGGAAUAGAAUCGAGCAACGACGAGGACGGGGCCUUCGCCGGGACGGAAAAUCCCUCCGAGAAUCCGCAUCGCGACAAAUCCGCCGACACUCUCCAAGUGAAAGAGUCCAGUAGACCGGCGUCAUCGUUGAGUUUAACGAGCGAGAAAGGCGGCAAGUCACCGAGAUCGCCGACAACACCGAGAUCACCGGAGGGUGUUAAGGGCUAUGACAAUGGACAACAGAGAUCCCUGUCUGCCAGCGGUAGCCCUCGAUUGCCGAAUUCUCCGAAAUCGCCCAUUAGCGAGAAGCAAACAGAGGACGGAAAGAAGAGAACAUCUUUCGUUGAAGAUUCAGCCGAAAAAAUAGAGGAAAUAGCAAACCAGACUGCAGUGGCGAUGACGAAACCAACUACUCCAACACCUAAAACUCCUCGCGCGCAAACGCCAUCGAAACUGGACAUCGAGAAAGCUGAGAAGAAAAAAGAGGUUCAAAAUGGUAGCCCAAGCGAGUCGCAAGUUAGCGGGACACCGACUACGAACGGAGUCGGAGAAUCCCCAACUAAAAAGUCUAAAGAAGUUGAUAAAAGAUCGAACGCUGGAUCGCCUACGAAAUCUACUAAAUCAUUACCGCGAACUCCCGAUACGCCUUCGUCGACUGCCCAAGAGAAAAAGAAGCUGCCGAUGAAUAAAAUUCAAGUCGGGGCUGCGCCCUCUCCGAAUCUGAAGACUGUACGAUCGAAGAUCGGUUCUCUAGACAACGCGAGUUACAAGCCAGGCGGGGGUAAAGUGAAGAUAGAGAACAGAAAGCUGGACUUUGGAAGUAAAGCGCAGCCGAAAAUCGCCGCGAAGAACGAGAAAUAUACGCCCAGCGGUGGCGACAAAAAGAUCGCUCAAGUGAAACUUCAGUGGAAUGCCAAGUCCAAAGUGGGCUCCUUGGAGAACGCAACUUACAAACCGGGCGGCGGUGACAAGAAGAUCGAAACAGUAAAACUCGACUUCAAGGACAAGGCAAAACCAAAAGUCGGAUCCAAAGAAAACGCGAAGCAUGUCCCUGGUGGUGGCAGCGUCAAGUCCGCAACUCCGCCAAAGACACCGCAGGAAACGAAGAACGACAUUCCGACGCAGAAAAUAGAAAUCAAAGCCGAAAGUAAGAUCGGUUCGUUGGAUAACGUGAAGCACAAGCCGGGCGGUGGCGACAAAAAAAUUUUCAACGACAGAGACUAUCUUCGGCAGACGAGUUCCAAUGUUGAGAGCUUGAACGGCAGCGGGUCGCAGGUUCAGACUCCCGUGAGGGAUGAUCCGAAUAGUUCAAAGACCAAUGAUAAUGAGAUACCCCAGCCUCAACCGCCACCUUCGACGCCCAUCAAAACUCGUGGCGCUGUGUCACCCUCGCCUGUCGUGACACCCCAAGCUGUUAGAAGUGGACUGGCCAAAUCUCCGGAAGCCACGACGCCCAGAAAGCAACUCGUGCAAGAAAUGGAAAAUUCGACGAACGAACACGUGUCCGCAACACCUUCGCCAGAUGUGACACACGGCAGGAGCACGCCGAAAAGUCGAUCAUCGGGAAGAUCGCCGACUUCCCCACGUCCACCCAGCAGCCUGCGCGUUAGAUCUGCCGGCGACGAAUCCUCCCCUGGUACACCUAGAAAAACAUCCCCUGGCACACCCAGUAGAACAUCCUCCGCAGUAUCUAAUAGAACAUCCCCCGGUACACCGAGGAAAACUCCAUCCCCCAAGGAUCUGCGUCUUCCGAAACUCGCGUCUUCGCCGGUACCACGAAAGGCAAAUCCAGCAGUUACCGAAACUCAUUCGAAAAUCACUUUACCAAAGUUGAUCGAGUCAUCCUCUCAAUCUACCCGGAUGGCAUACUAGUUAUCAACUCAAAAACGCGACGGGCUUUCCAGCUUUACUUUAGUAGGGCAGAAUGCUGUAGAUUCCUCAUACUCUUGAAGUUUCGAUUUUCCUUUCUUGGGUUUUUUCUCAACAAAAAAUUAAUUUUUUUUGUCACAUUUGUAUUUAAACAUCAAAAUUAAAUAAGUAAUAUAAUACUGUUUGCAGUAAACUUUGAAUCAUAAUUAAAAUUUGAAAGUUUGAAAUCAAAAUCUGAACAAAUCUGAGAAAUAAAAAAAUUCUUGAUAUUAAAAACUCGAAUAUGAAAUAGAUUAGGAGCAUUGUGUUUAUCUUAUAAAAAUAAACGCAAAUUAAUUAA